GGGGCCUGGCUCCUCUACGAGGAGACUGUUUGCGAAAUAGUCUUUUCAGUAAGGGACGACCAACCAGAGUUGCUGACCUAUUGACCACUAGUAGACCAUCACCCAUGUUCCCUCUGACACCCAGGAAUCUACCCAGUCAACUACAUUCAUCUCAGUCUAGCUCCACCGUGGGUGUGCGGAUGGCGGGUGUGCGGGUGUGCCAACAUGGAAAGGGCGAGAUUCUACACACACACCCCCCGCAAAUCUUAGCCCACUUAUGUUUCCUCUUACUCCUAUCGUCUCCAAUUCAUCCAUUUUUCAAAUCUGACUGCGACCAUGACCGAGAUAGCAACGCUAACUACAAUUCUUCCCAUAGUGGCCACGCUCCAAAAUGGACGUGAGAAGAGGGAACUCCACUCGCUCGUGACGGAGAUAAUCAUGCCUGAGUUUGAUCAAAUCAUCGAGACUCUCAACAUCUGUGCCAACAUGCUUCUUUACAACUCCCCACAGCACCCAGACCCGGCCAAACGCAUCGAGAGGGGCCCUCCAGUGAAGCUCCCGGUGUCGUCGUCUAAGCUGGAAAUGGUCAAGGGCAUAAUCACCCGUGACGGGAUCUAUGUGACCCAUCUCUCGGUCAACCUUCGUGAGGCUCAUUUCAACCGUCAUAUCCACCGGAUCACCUUGGACCAGCCCAUCUUGCUCCCACAGCUCAUCACGGCCAAGGAGAGCAUCGACAACGCUGUGCUCCUCCUACAGAACUUCAAUGCAGACCAGAACCAUUCGGACUUGUGUACUUCUUUUGAAAACAUCCUAGAGGAAGUUUCCCGGGCAAAGCAUCUGUUACAACUCCCAACAGACCCUUCGUUAGUGUUCCCACAGCACGAGAUAGAGGCCCAAUGGUUCCGUCCUUCAUUGCCCCACAAUUUGGCGUUGGACAUGUACAUCAACCAGGCCGAGCUAUGCAUCGAUUUGAAGAACUUGCAUCGUGUCACCGAGGAGCCAUGGUGCCAUAUAGACCCACAAACGGGCAAAUCGUACGUGGACACGGUCCGAGACGAAAUGAAGGCGGGGAAACCCUUGGACAGUAUCAUGGAGGAGCUUGACCACCGGGGAAGCCAGGGGGGUUCUCCAUCGAGCACCCCACGAACAGCGGCUGGUUCAGGGAGCGCCACGCCGACCCACAGUGGAGGUGCAGCUUCUGGUCUUGCCGCAACCUUGAGCCAUCUUCUCAAGCCUAAAAUUGACCCGAUGGAGUACGUGACGAAAUGUAGCACCUAUGCCAACUCUGUCGUGAUGGUUACUAAAAAGAUAGAGGUAUCAUCGCCAGAUCCAUUGUUGGUGAGUACAAGUACAAAAUUGGACAGUUUAGAGAACAUCAUAUCAUGUUUUCUCCACAACUUGAAGGCUGUGAAUUGAGACAAGACAUGCGACCCAGUAAGGGCAAACUGAGUUUCCGGGAGCCCCUCACCACCACAUGCCACAGGGAAGAGAGCAGUGGGGAUCUCCGUACGGUGUAUGCGAGCCGCUCCGCUGGCACUCCGUGGGCCACUGGCCGUGGGGGCCUUGUUCCUCUGGCGAGGAAAGCCCUGACUACUUGAUGUCUCCUGGUAGAGGAGCUAGGCUCCACGCAGUGGCUCCCCCCGAGUAGGGGCCAGCGGAGCGACCUACCGUCCCACGGGGAAGAGAGUGGGUACUGCCCUACGGGGUAUGCGAGCCGCUCCGCUGGCACUCUGUGGGCCACUAGCCGUGGAGGCCUUGUUCCUCUGGUGAGGAAAGCCCUGACUACUUGAUGUCUCCUCGUAGAGGAGCUAGGCACCACGCAGUGGCUCUCCCCGAGUAGGGUCCAGCGGAGCGUCAAGCUCUCCCGCAGGGAGUAGAGUUGAGAGUUUCCAACUUUGGGAUAUAUGUUUCGGAGACCCUUGUCCCAUAUGGCAUGAAUCUAAGCUACCAGGAGAGAACUCUAUAAAAGCGCUCCGCUAGUAUUGGAUGAUAUUGUUUAUUAAAAUCUAAAAAUGCGUUAUUUAUAAAAUGUCCCAGACAUGUAA
This is a messenger RNA of [Candida] anglica, 2024 nucleotides long. NCBI's taxonomy places the organism in Eukaryota, Fungi, Ascomycota, Pichiomycetes, Serinales, Debaryomycetaceae. The record is from the annotation of a GenBank genome assembly.